GGUUUCGAUUUUUCCAAUGGAGGACUGCCGGGGGAUGACGAUGAUGACGAAAUCGAGAUGGACGAUGAUGCAUUGCUGGCAUAUUUGAAAGCAAUCUCUAACGAGAAUGUGGCAGAACAGAACGUACCGGACACGUCAGACGAGACAUCAACUAAGUUGGACUUAAUGAAUGCACUGAUUGGUGAAAUGGGAGAGGAUCAUACAACCUCGAUUCGCAAAGACCUUGACCAAAACCCGUGCUUGGGUACGGUUAUAGUGUUACGUAAAUGCCGAGAAGAUGAUGUUGAAUCAUCUAGUACCUAA
Echinostoma caproni is the source of this 303-nucleotide messenger RNA. The record is from the annotation of a GenBank genome assembly. NCBI's taxonomy places the organism in Eukaryota, Metazoa, Platyhelminthes, Trematoda, Plagiorchiida, Echinostomatidae.